UUCUCAAGUAAACUCCGAAGUCUUUAACUAUUAAUGUCUUCCACUUCUCCGUAUCUUCGAUCGGUGUUCACGUCUACUUGCCUUGUAGUCUCUGAUGAUACACCAGGCCAAGCAUCAGCCUGCUGUUGUCCGUCGAGUUUUUCCUCAUGGAUUCCCGUGCUUUCUUGCUCCUUUUGUCUAUAGUUAUUCAUAUUUCUUCUUUACUGUCUGAUUCUUCCUUGAAGGAAGGCUCUUCUCUCUCUGUCAAUGACGUUCUGGAAUCACCAACCGGAGUUUUCUCCGCCGGAUUUUAUCCUGUCGGGGACAACGCUUACUGUUUCGCUAUAUGGUUCACAGAACCAUCAUGCAGUAGAGAUCAUGAUUGCACCACUGUUUGGAUGGCCAAUCGCGAUUUUCCAGUUAAUGGCAUUCGCUCAAAGCUCUGGCUGCAAAAAACCGGUAAUCUUGUCUUAACUGAUGCUGGUAAGUACAUUGCCUGGUCUACAGACACUGUUUCCCCCUCCUCCACAGAUCUGAUCCUCUAUGACACCGGUAAUCUUGUUCUGCAAAAUGUGGAGGGUGUUAUUCUCUGGCAAAGCUUCGAUUCACCUACCAAUACCCUUCUUCCUUCGCAACGAUUUACCAAAGAUAUGCAACUUGUCUCAUCAAGAUCCCGAACAAACUUUUCCUCUGGUUUCUACAAGCUAUUUUUCAACAACGAUAAUCUUCUUCGUCUUCUGUAUGAUGAUUCAAAGGUUACAAGUAUUUACUGGCCAACCCCAUGGCUUGUAAGCUUUGCGACUAAGAGAUUCCCCUAUAACAGCAGUAGACUUGCCUGUCUUGAUACUUUGGGCAAGUUUACUUCUUCUGAUAAUUUCUCGUUUGUAUCAGCAGAUUACGGAGUGAGACUUCAGCGAAGACUGACAAUUGACUUCGAUGGUAAUCUUCGAUUAUAUAGCCGAAAAAAGGAUAAUAAUGCAACUUGGGUGGUUUCAUGGCAAGCCUUGUCUCAAUCAUGCGAGAUUCAUGGAGCUUGUGGACCUUACAGCAUAUGCAGCCAUAAUCCAAUUUCUGGUAGAAGAUGUUCCUGUCUUCCAGGUUAUCAGGUAAAGAAUGCUAAUGAUUGGUCUUCUGGUUGCGAACCCAAAUUCAGCAUCUCCUGUGACAAUGACACGGAUCAGGCUCGUUUCAUUAGACUCCCUCGGGUAGAAUUUUAUGGCUAUGACUAUAAAGUCUAUCCCGGUUACACGUUGGACAUGUGCAGAAAAUUAUGUUUGAGUUCGUGUGGUUGCAAAGGUUUUCAGUACAGGUAUGUCGGAGAUGGUCUGUGGCCUCAAAUUUCCUUGCUGAACAAUAUGAAAACAACUGUUAUUCCUACUCUCUGCUUUCCCAAGAUGUUAUUGCUUAACGGGCAACGUUCACCCAAUUUAGAUGGACAGUUCUAUCUUAAGGUUCCUAGAACCAGUCUCUUCUCUGACAAAGAUGAUUAUUCUGGAUUUGGGUUAAAUUGCUCUAUUGAACUUCUCAGGCCACCGGACAGAGCAUACCCAAAAAGUUCUCAGAAUGACAAGUCGCAGUUGAUGCUAUGGUUUGCCUGUGCAUUAGGAGCAGUGGAGAUAAUUGGGAUUCUUUUGGUUUGGUGUUUCUUGUUCAGCUCCGAGAAGGACUUGAAUGAAGCUUCUCAAGGCUACCUCCAUCCUGCAAUCACUGGAUUUAAAAGAUUCACCUAUUCUGAAUUGAAAAAAGCAACAGGAAAUUUCAGAGUGGAAAUUGGAAGAGGAGCAGGAGGAACUGUGUACAAAGGAACACUGCCUGACAAUCGGAUUGCCGCAAUCAAACGACUUAAUAUUGCUAACCAAGGAGAAGCUGAAUUCCUAACAGAAGUAAGCACCAUUGGGAAGAUUAAUCACAUGAACUUGAUAGAGAUGUGGGGCUAUUGUGCAGAAAGAAAGCACAGGCUUUUAGUUUAUGAGUACAUGGAGCAUGGGUCCUUAGCAGAAAAACUCUCCUCUAGAGCAGUUGAUUGGCGAAAGAGAUUCCAUAUUGCUCUGGGCACAGCAAAGGGGCUUGCAUAUUUACAUGAAGAAUGCUUGGAAUGGGUUCUACACUGUGAUGUAAAGCCUCAAAACAUACUCUUGGACUCUAAUUACCAGCCAAAGGUGUCAGAUUUUGGCUUAGCAAAAUUACGAAACAGAUUAGGUGAUGACCUGAAGUACUCGAGAUUCUCAAGAAUAAGAGGAACUAGAGGGUACAUGGCUCCAGAGUGGGUUUUCAAUCUACCCAUCACAUCAAAAGUGGAUGUUUACAGCUAUGGGAUUGUGAUGCUGGAGAUGGUGACUGGGAAGAGUCCAGCAAUGGGAGGAACCAGCAAUAGUGGAGAGGGGAAAGAGCUGGAGAGAGGAUUGGUGACAUGGGUGAGGCAGAAUAAGAAAAAUGGAGGAGAGUCAUGGAUUGAAGAGAUUGUAGACCCAAUACUGGAAGGAGACUACGAUGAGGGUGAGAUGGAAAUUCUGGUAAUGUUGGCUCUGCAAUGUGUAGAAGAAGACAAAGAUGCAAGGCCCACCAUGAGCAAAGUAGUUGAGAUCCUUCUGCACCGGAAACAGUAUCUCUAGCUAGUCAAAAGUUAUAGGCUAAACCAAACUUUUUCUUCCUUUUUUUUUCAAAUUCCCAAUUAGUGGAAUUAUCGACCACCAAUUUGGCUUUAUAUAAAUCGCUCACUACUUUACCAUUUUAA
This is a messenger RNA of Hevea brasiliensis (rubber tree), 2713 nucleotides long. Its product is annotated as putative receptor protein kinase ZmPK1. Gene Ontology annotation, biological process: recognition of pollen; protein phosphorylation. The coding region runs from base 147 to 2591 and encodes 814 amino acids. Lineage: Eukaryota; Viridiplantae; Streptophyta; Magnoliopsida; Malpighiales; Euphorbiaceae. The transcript has a single exon. The record is from RefSeq and is a predicted model, not a curated record. Gene Ontology annotation, molecular function: ATP binding; protein serine/threonine kinase activity.